This is a messenger RNA of Tetrahymena thermophila SB210, 2937 nucleotides long. RefSeq lists its product as hypothetical. The record is from RefSeq and is a predicted model, not a curated record. NCBI's taxonomy places the organism in Eukaryota, Ciliophora, Oligohymenophorea, Hymenostomatida, Tetrahymenidae. The transcript is spliced from 2 exons.
AGUAAGUAAUUAAAAUAAAAGAAAGAGUCAGCGCAACAAAAAAUUAUUAUUCAUUCAUAGAAUUGCUUACUUUUGUUAUUAUUAAUAUAAAUACAUUAAUUUUUAAUACACCAGUAAAAUAAAUACAUAUUUAUAAUUAUUUACCAUACUGUUUUCGCUUGCUUAAUGAUUCGCGAAGUUCCAAACAGAUACGAAAAACUGAAUUUCUCUUCUGAUGACAUUCAGAAGUAAUUAGAAACAUAGUCCUAAGGGUCUCCUGAGUGUUAAGGAGGGAUAAGUCAAGGUACGAUAAAUCCUAUUGCUUCUAAUUUAAUUAUAAACUCCAAAGAGUCUGAAUCUAUGCUUGACUCUCAACAAUCUUCCUCCAGUCCUUCUUAAAAUGUAUCUUUAAGGGCAGAUUCUAAUAAAACAUCUAGAGGAUCCUCUGCUUCAUAACAAGAAAAGUCAAUAGAUUAAAAUUACGAUGAUCUUUCGCCUUCAAAGAGACCUGCUUAUGCCAAUUCAAAUAAUAAAAAUGGCAAUGCCAACAUCAUAAAAUAAGUAUUUUUCAAGAAGCUGCCAACUAAUUCUAAUAAUUGCUCUUAAUAUUCUUUGAUAAAAGAGAGCUUAACUAAUCCAUUUACUUAGUUCAAAUCAAAGAAAUCAUAUUAUGUUGAAUCAAAUCCUUAAAAUAUUCGCAAACGUCGCUUAUUGAGCUUCCAUGGAGAAGAAACAGGCGAAUUUCGAGAACUUGUCACCUUUCUAGAUAAAGCAAAGUAGGGGGAUGAGAUGCCGGCCCAUAAAAUGAUCAGAAAGAACAGUUGCUGUUGCCAAAAUUGUGGAGCGAAAACAACAAAAGAAGUAAAAUUAGAUAAGUUGAUUCCUAAAUUUAAGCCUACUUAAGUGAUCAAAAUGAUGUAUAGAAGGGCGUUCUAAAAAACAAUAAGCAAUGUUAGCAAAAUUAAUAAAUUCUUUCGUUCUAAACUAUCUAUUCGCACCAAUAACAAUAACCACUUUUUAUUUGGGGAAAAGAAGGCUUCUCCGACAAAAUUUAUUCGCUAAAGCACAUUCAAGAUAUCUCCAAAAUCUACUGAAAAAGUCAAAUAGCCUUAGCAAAAAGCUGGAUAAAGAGAUCUCACUGAAAAUCUCUAAAAAUUAUCAAGUCUUAAUAUGGUCAGACAUAGAGAGGGAUAACUUUAAUAGCAAUCAUCAGGUUCUUAAAAUGAAAGUCCUUUAAGCAUAAAUGAACAAAGAAGUAAGAAGAUGAACCCUACUUUCUAUGCAAGAAAUAGCUUGCUUGUCUACAGUAAUGGAGAUUAGAAUACGGCGUUUCUUUCUAAACUUUAGUAAAGCGCAUCGCCUUUCAAAAAGAGUAGCUUCUAAAAUAAUCCUUAAUCUAAUUCUGAAUAGCCUAUUUAAUAGCAAAGUGCAAAUUCAAACAAAAACCCUCAAAGUCCUUUAUAAAACAUCGAAGUAGAUAAACAAGCUCCUCCUUUACUAUCCAACACUUCUUCUGGUUUAUCUGUAUCUUCUUCUUCAGGAUUGAACAACAUGAUAAGUAAUAUGAGUAACAAUAAUUUAGCGAAUAACAACUCGAAUUAAGUAAGUGGAUCAAACACUCCAUAGUAUCCAGUGAAAAAAAAGAAUAAUUUAUAUGAAAAGUUAGAGUUAUCAAAAAAUAAAAAUAAUGCAUAAAAUAUCAUCGUCGAAGACAACAUAAUAGAUUAAUUGAGAUAAGAAACUAAAAUUGGAAAUAUAAACAACGAAUUUGUAAAAAGCGUUGGAAGCAACAUUAUCAGAUAAUCUCUUAGCAACCUUCCAAAAGAUUAGUAAGAUUAAGAGAGCGAUAGACUAAAAUCUAAAAGAACACUUGUUAUUUUAGAGGAUGUCAGUGAAACAGCUUAAAACUAAGAAUAAGAAAAAGUUAAUAAGAAUCUUUAUGGUUAGAGUUUUUAUCUUAACAUUCCUAAGUUAAGCAACAAGUAUAUGAAUCCUGUACUAUUUUAAUUAAGAUCAGUUAGUCAAAAUAAUUAAAAAAAAACUGGCAAUCAGAAUUUGUAGAGCGCUUUUCAUCUGAAGACUUUGGCAGAUAUUCCCACAGAUAUUUCUAUUGACAAACACUAAAAGUUUUUAAUAAACUAAAGUACACCUAUAUUUGAUACUAAAAGCACUACUUAGACACCUGAUUUAGGGAAAUUUAAUUAAAAUAACAAAUCUUCAACUCAUUAUAAUUAAAACACCCUAAAAUCUUUUGCGUCUAUGUAGAAUCUAAAAAAGGUUAAUAAAAAUUCAAUAAGCGGCUAAAAUGAAUUUUCUACAAAAAAAAAUGAAAGUAACCUAAAAAAUAAUAUGGCUGAAGGAAGUAAGAAACUUUAAAUGAAAAGAUAUUAAAAAAGUUCUUCUUAAUCAUCUUCAUAACAGUUUAAUUCUGUAUAUCUUCAAAAAUCAAUGAGUUCAUGCACUUAAUUAAGUGCGUCAAAAUAAAAGAUUCUCUUCCAAAAUAGACCUCCUUUUAAUCUGAGCUUAAAAAAUGAUUCAGUCAGGAACAAUGAAAUUAUAACCUUGCCAAUAAAAUUACAAGAUACUUAAAGUAAAACACAAAAGAGUAAAUUAUUUGAUAGAAUAUUCAACCAGAAAGCUUCUUUGCCUGAAAUAAAUAUUGGGUCAAAAAAUUAAAGCCAUAUUAGAGAUAUUCAAAGCCAACCUGGAAUGUAAAAAGAUUAAAAUUAAUAAAAGAAUUCGGAAUCAGAAUUUAGCUAGGCUCAUAAUCAAAGUUUUGAUAACUUUAGCAAAGGAUUUCUCUCACCGAUAAAAUUGACCAACAAAAAGAAAAAUGUUAAAUCGAAAUCAAUAUCAAGUUAAAAUAAGAAUAUAUUUGAUGCAGUUGAGCUAUUUCUAAAGAAAGGCAAUAACAAUGCUUCAUACUAACACUAAUUGUAUAUUAAUUAGAAUAAUUGA